AUGGGGUGUAAAAUGACAAAAAGACGAAAACAAAAAGUAAAAGAAAAGCAUAGUUUGAUUCGAAAUCAUCCGAAUGAUGAUCAAGAACAACUUCCUAUAAAUAUGGAAGGUAUAACAUUAAUCUGGUGUGAUACAAAUAUUGAUCUAGAUACUGAUGAUGAUAAUGAAGAUAUACAUCACACUAUGGAAUUAUUAAAAGAAAGCAAUGAUUUUAUUUUAUUUUUUUCCAACGAAAAAAAAUGCACAGACUAUAUAAAAUCAAUUGAAAAUGAAAAAUUAUUUUUAAUUACAUCUGGUAAAUGUGCUAUACAUUUAUUACCCUUAAUUCAUCAACAUAAACAAAUUGAUUCAAUUUACUUGUUUUGUUUAAAACAAAAACCAUAUGAAUAUUUAUUAAAAGAUUAUUCAAAAAUUAUUGGUAUUUAUACACAACAACAAGAAUUAAUUGAUUCUAUUCGAAAAAAUGUAUAUAUUGUUGAAAAACAUAUGGCAACAUUUACUUUUUAUGAUAAAACAAAACAAAACUCUAUUCGAGAUUUAUUUAAUGAACCGGCCUCAUUUUUAUGGUUACUCUUAUUUAAAGACGUUAUUACAAGAAUACCUAAUGAUAAUCAAGCUAAACAAGAACUUGUUGAAAAAUGCCUUGAAUAUUAUCAUGGUAAUCAGUCACAAAUAAAAUUUAUUGAAGAAUUUAAACAAACAUAUAAACCUGAAGAUGCUAUAAAAUGGUAUACAAAACCGGCAUUUGUUUAUAAGUUAAUAAAUAAAGCAUUACGAACAGAAGAUAUUGAACAAUUGUAUAUAUUUCGAUAUUUUAUAUCAGAUUUAUGUGAAAAUUUAAAAAAAGAGUAUCAGAUUAUAAAAGAAAAUUUUGAUAUUAUAACUGUUUAUCAUGGUGGACGAUUGCGAGAUGAUGAAUUAGAAAAAUUGAAAAAUCAUAAAAAUCAACCAAUAUCAACAAAUGGAUUUUUUUCAACUAGUCUUUCAAAAGAAACUGCCUUCCUCUUUGCCGCAAGAUUUAGUGAUAUACCAGAUGAAGAUGAGGUUUUGUUCGAAAUAGGUGCAACAUUUGAAGUUUUAGCUAUUAACCAUGAUGAAACAUUAAAUAUGUGGAUUGUAAAAUUAAAAACAACAGAUAAAGGCUCAAAGAUUGCGAAUGACUAUAUUGAAACAAAUAGAAAAGAAAUGAAUGAAUCAAGUUCUAAAAUAAUGUUUGGUAAACUUUUAAGUGAAGUUGGUAAGUAUGAUAAAUCACAAGAAUAUUUCGAAAAUCUUUUAGCUAAUCCAAAAGAUGAGGAUAUAGCUGAAAUUUAUAGUUGUAUUGGCACAACAAAAAGAUUAAAAGGUGAAUAUGAUGAUGCACUCAAAGAUUAUCAACGUACUUACACAAUGAUAAUUAAUACUAGACCAGAACGUUCAAAAGAUUUAUUAAGAUUACUGAAUAAUAUGGGAAAAGUUUAUAUGGAAAAAGACCAACAAAAUGAAGCAUUAGAUUAUUAUUUAAGAGCUCUAAAAGUUAGAACAGAUGCAUUAGGUCCUGAGUAUUUCGAUCGUGAUAUAGCAAUUUUAUUAAAUAAUAUAGGUCUAAUUUAUUAUUAUAAAGGUGAUUGGAAUAAAUCAUUAGAAUAUCAUUUCGAAUCAGUCAAUAUGAAACAAAAAUGUUUUCCAAAUAAUCAUAAGGAAUGGUGUGCCAGUUAUCAUAAUAUAGCUCUUGUUUAUCAGGCAAAAUGUGAAUAUAAUACGGCAUUAGAAUACAUGGACAAAGCCUUAAAAAUUGAAGAACAAUAUUAUUUACCUGACAGUGAACGACGAUCAUUAACCUAUACCACAAUAGGUAAUAUACUAAAUGAUCAAGGUGAAUAUGAAAAAGCAUUAGAAUAUCAAUUGAAAUCAUUGAAUAUAACUGAAAAACUUUUUCCAUUAGGUCAUCCAAGUCUUGCUUUUAGUCUAAAUAAUACAGCUGAUGUAUAUGAAAAAAUGCAUAAUUUAAAUAUUGCACUUGAAUAUUAUGAAAGAGCAUUAAUUAUGUAUAAACAAUUUUUACCAAAAGAACAUUUGGAUAUUGUUCGAACAGAAGAAGAUAUUAUUCUGUUAAAAGAAAAAAGAAAAUUACAACAACAGCACGAUUAA
Molecule: messenger RNA, 2130 nt
Organism: Didymodactylos carnosus
Lineage: Eukaryota; Metazoa; Rotifera; Eurotatoria; Philodinida; Philodinidae
Source: the annotation of a GenBank genome assembly